UUCAUCUUCUUCUCUGUACGUUCAACUCCUCGAAUUCGAAGCGAGAGAGAGAGAGAGAGAGAGAGAGAGAGAGAGAGACUUGUAUUGCUUUUCCAUGACUGUAACAGAGCUACUUCUCUUGCUUCCCACAGCAAUUGUAGCUCUAAUCAUCACAUGGAAUUAUAUCAGAACGAAGAGGAGAAGAAGAUGUAAUCUUCCACCGGGAAAUAUGGGAUGGCCACUUCUAGGCGAAACAAUCGGUUAUUUGAAGUCUCACUCUGCUACAUCCACUGGAGAAUUCAUGGAGCAACACAUAUCAAGGUUUGGGAAGAUAUACAAAUCGAAUCUAUUCGGUGAACCUACAAUAGUAUCGGCAGACGAAGGGCUUAAUCGAUAUAUAUUGCAGAACGAAGGAAGAUUGUUCGAAUGUAGUUAUCCAAGAAGCAUUGGAGGGAUACUUGGGAAAUGGUCGAUGUUGGUUCUGGUUGGAGAUAUGCAUAGGGAUAUGAGAAUGAUUUCUCUCAAUUUCAUGAGCAAUUUUAGGCUUCGAACUCAUCUGUUACCUGAAGUGGAGAGACAUACUUUGCUGGUUCUACGAUCUUGGAAGGAGAAUUUGUUUUUCUCUGCUCAGGAUGAAGCAAAGAAGUUUACUUUCAAUUUAAUGGCGAAACACAUCAUGAGUAUGGAUCCAGGGAAGCCAGAAACAGAACAGUUGAAGCGAGAGUACAUUACUUUCAUGAAAGGGGUCGUAUCCGCACCUUUGAAUUUUCCUGGUACGGCUUAUUGGAAGGCUUUACAGUCGAGAACGACGAUUCUUAAAGUAAUCGAAGGUAAAAUGGAGGAGAGGAUCCGGAAGAUUGAUGAUGAAUGCGAGAGAGUUGAAGAUGAUCUUCUUGGUUGGGUAUUGAAGAAUUCAAACCUUUCUACAGAACAGAUUCUUGAUCUCAUACUAAGCUUGCUUUUUGCUGGUCAUGAAACUUCUUCGGUUGCGAUUUCUUUAGCUAUUUACUUCCUGCAAGGCUGUCCCAAAGCAGUUGAACAGUUAAGGGAAGAACACGAUGAGAUCAGCAGAGCUAAGCAACAAUCUGGAGAGUUUGGAUUGAAUUGGGACGAUUACAGACAAAUGGAGUUUACACAAUGUGUUAUCAAUGAGACACUAAGGCUGGGUAACGUGGUUAGAUUCGUUCACAGGAAAGCUCUCAAAGAUGUUAGAUACAAAGGGUAUGACAUUCCAAGAGGGUGGAAAGUUCUUCCGGUGUUUGCUGCAGUUCAUCUGGAUCCUUCGAUCUAUGACCAGCCUCAACGCUUCAAUCCAUGGAGAUGGCAGACCACUCGUGAUAGGGGAGGUGCAGCAUCCACUAGUCCGAGCUUGACUACGAGCAAUCUCUUCAUGCCGUUUGGGGGUGGACCAAGACUUUGCGCCGGCUCAGAACUAGCCAAGCUUGAGAUGGCGGUGUUCAUUCACCACUUAGUUCUCAAUUUCCAUUGGGAAUCAGCAGAACCUGAUCAUCCUCUCGCCUUCCCAUUCGUCGACUUCCCCAAAGGCCUACCAAUUAAGGUCCACCACCUCCACAACCACCAACACCACCACAACAACCAUGACCUCAUACAAGUAUAACCAUACUCAAUGAAAGCUCAGUUCUUAUUCUUAGCCUCUCAUGUACUGGAUAUCAAUCAAAAGAUUAAAAAAACAGUUAAAUGAUUGGCGAAGUGGCGAAUAUUCCAUACCGACAUCUCUUGGCUUGUAGAGAGACAAGAGAAAAAAGCCCAAAUUGCCAUUGUUUCAGGCUUGUCGAAGAUUUGCGAAUUUCGCCUCACAUGGAACGUAGAGAAGAGAAGAGAAACCCCCAAAACAAGAGGAUUUGUAGCGUUAACUACAAAGAUUCAGAGGACCACGUCCCCUUUGUUGUAACCUUGUAACUUUUUUAUUUUCGUUUGUCCUUUUUCUAGGUCGCGUUUGGCCUUGGGGCCCUAACUUAUCUGUUUUGUGUGA
Macadamia integrifolia is the source of this 1972-nucleotide messenger RNA. Its product is annotated as cytochrome P450 90B1-like. The record is from RefSeq and is a predicted model, not a curated record. Gene Ontology annotation, molecular function: oxidoreductase activity, acting on paired donors, with incorporation or reduction of molecular oxygen; heme binding; iron ion binding. The coding region runs from base 95 to 1597 and encodes 500 amino acids. Gene Ontology annotation, biological process: sterol metabolic process. NCBI's taxonomy places the organism in Eukaryota, Viridiplantae, Streptophyta, Magnoliopsida, Proteales, Proteaceae. The transcript is spliced from 8 exons.